Molecule: messenger RNA, 1472 nt
Organism: Leguminivora glycinivorella
Lineage: Eukaryota; Metazoa; Arthropoda; Insecta; Lepidoptera; Tortricidae
Gene: Zpr1
Product: zinc finger protein ZPR1
Exons: 12
Coding region: 63-1403 (446 amino acids)
Cellular component (GO): cytoplasm; nucleus
Molecular function (GO): zinc ion binding
Source: RefSeq, a predicted model, not a curated record
AUUGAGUAAGAGGUUCGCAACGUGCUUUGUUUUUCCGAAGUUUUUCGUUAUUUUCCCGAAAAAUGUGCUCCGUAGAACAAAACCCAGUAUUCCGGGACCUCAGCGCUGAUGACCCGGACCCGGAAGUCACGGAGGUGGAGUCACUUUGCAUGAACUGCCACGCUAAUGGUGUAACACGCUUGCUGAUGACCCGGAUCCCGUACUACAAGAAUGUGGUGAUCAUGUCCUUCUCCUGCGAAGAGUGUGGCUACCAGAACAAUGAGAUCCAGCCGGGAGGAGCCUUCGCUGAGCUUGGAGUCAGAUGGAAGCUCCGCGUGGAACAGCCUGAGGACUUAAACCGACAGGUUGUGAAGAGCGACUACACCUGCGUCAGGAUACCUGAGCUGGACUUCGAGAUACCAGCGCAGAGUCAGAAAGGAGAAGUAACAACAGUAGAAGGCAUCAUCACCCGCGCCAUAGCGGGUCUCACUCAGGACCAAGCGUCCCGUCGGGCGGAGCACCCCGAAGCCGCGGCCCAGAUCGACGCCUUCAUGGCUCGCUUACAGAGCGCCCGGCAGUUGGACAAGCGGUGGACGCUAGAACUGGAGGAUGCUAGUGGCAACUGUUACAUCGAGAACCCAGCGGCCCCGCGCAAGGACCCGCGCUGCGAGCGCGUCGACUUCAAACGCACCAAGGACCAGGACCACAUGCUCGGCGUGUUCACCAGAGAGGAGGUAUCUGGUAACCCAGAUACAUCUCUCCUGACGCCCUGCGACCCGUCCGAGGCGUCUUACGAGCAAAUGAGUGCGGAGGAGGUGUUACAAUUCCCAACCAACUGUCCAGACUGCAACGCCCCGGCUACUACUAACAUGAAGCUCACUAAAAUUCCUCAUUUCAAAGAAGUGGUCAUCAUGGCAACCGUUUGUGACGCUUGUGGACAUCGCACUAACGAGGUGAAAUCCGGCGGUGGAAUAGAAGACAAAGGUGUGAGGUUCGAGGUGCGAGUGGCGAGCAAGGAGGACUUCUCCAGGGACGUUCUGAAGUCAGAAACGUGCAGUAUGGAGAUACCGGAGCUGGAUUUGGAAGUGGGCGGCCGGGCGCUCGGCGGGCGCUUCACGACGGCCGAGGGGCUGCUGCGCGCGACGUCACAGCAGCUCGCCGACGCGCCGGGCGCCACGGGCGACGCGCCCGGCCUCUGCCCCGGCGGGAUAGACAGUUUCAUAGCGAAAAUGGAAGAAGUGCUGGACUGCAAGCGACCGGUGACCAUUAUUCUGGACGACCCGGCCGGCAACUCAUACGUGCAAAGCCUUGAAGAAGACCAGCCCGACUCAGGUUUGAAAAUCGUACAUUACGAGCGCUCGCACGAACAGAACGAGGAACUCGGCCUCAACGAUAUGAAGACAGAAGGAUACGAGAACAGUUAGACUUGGCGUAUCAAAUCAUUAAUAAAAUAAUAUUGUCUUCGGUUACCGCGAUAGUUACUCAUGAAAUAA